Molecule: messenger RNA, 2307 nt
Organism: Fusarium redolens
Lineage: Eukaryota; Fungi; Ascomycota; Sordariomycetes; Hypocreales; Nectriaceae
Product: multicopper oxidase-domain-containing protein
Exons: 9
Coding region: 160-2061 (633 amino acids)
Molecular function (GO): oxidoreductase activity; copper ion binding
Source: RefSeq, a predicted model, not a curated record
CCCGUGUAGUAUGCGUUUCUAUGAGAUGAUACCCUGUCAGGCCUUUAUAUCAAUAUCCCUUCUCCAUCAGGGUCCGCGUAACCCUCCAUUUCUUUCCAGCUGCCGUUCCUACCCUCUUCUCUUCAUUUACAAUAGGUUACCAUCCAAGUGCCUUUCAAUAUGGGUUUCUGGAAGAGACUCACAGAGUUUCUCUUCAUCCACCGUUUCACGGACCAAACCAAGUUCUCACAUACUUACUCCCCAGUCCAAGAUCUUUCCCUCGUUGAUGCUUUUGAUGCAAAGUUUAUUGACGGGGCUUGUAAUUCACCUAAGAAUAGACAAUGCUGGUCAACUGACUUUGAUAUUCACACGGAUUAUGAGGAGAUCAUCCCAGAGGGUGUAGUUCGAAAGUUUCUUCUGUAUGUUACUAAUGAAAGGAUUGCACCUGAUGGAUACUGGGUUGACCGGAUGCUGUUCAAUGGAACGUAUCCCGGACCGACUCUUGAGGGGAACUGGGGAGAUACUUUUGAAAUCACCGUUGUGAACCAAUUGACAAACUUCAAUGGCACUUCUAUUCACUGGCAUGGCAUCCGUCAACUAAACACCAACUGGAUGGACGGCGUAUCAGGCGUGACUGAAUGCCCGAUCCCACCCGGUGAACAGUUUACGUAUCGUUGGAGAGCUACACAAUAUGGAACAUCAUGGUAUCACAGUCACUUCAGUCUACAAUAUGCCGACGGACUAGCAGGCGCACUCAAGAUUAAUGGGCCGACUAGCAUGAACUACGAUGUUGAUCUCGGUCCAGUUCUCAUCACUGAUAACUUCCACAAAACUGCCUUCUCCCAAGUUCAGCUCGAAUAUCUAGGCCGCCCUCCAGCUCCAGACAGCAUGCUGAUGAACGGCAACGGCACAUACUACUGCUGUCCCUCGCUAGACAAGAACUGCAAGGGUGAUUCCAAACUCACAUCAUUCCACUUCGAAAAAGACAAGACAUACAAAAUGAGCCUCGUCAACACUGCUGCUUCAACACAUACAACGUUUUGGAUCGACGGUCAUAAGUUCUGGGUCGUGGCGACUGACUUUGUCCCCAUUGAACCCUACGAAACAGACAUGAUCAACAUCGCUAUUGGUCAACGCUACGAUAUCAUCGUAAACGCAACAGCCGUCAAGGGGCACAGUAGCAGAAACGUGAACUUCUGGAUCCACGCACGCGAUUGUCAAAAUGGCGGUGCGAGAUCUAAUCUUGGUAUCAUCCGCUAUGACGCUAGCUCAACAUCUAUCCCUUGGACACCUCCCCCCAGACAGGAUAACAUCUGCUACGGCUGUCAGGACGAGCCCAGCAAGAAACUCAAACCCAUUGUUAAGCGUAACAUCACACAACACAAUGAGGAUUACAUUAAAAACUCAUUCAAAGUACAUCUCGUCGGAUAUCCCAACGAAUUCAAGAAAGACUCCAUGAUGCACAAAUGGGUUCUCGCCAACUCCUCCUUCUACCUUGACUGGGCAGAACCAAGUCUAAGUCUCGUCAAGAUCGCUUCGGAAAAAGGAUGGAAUAACCCUCAGUUUCCUGUUGGGUAUGAACCUGUCACCUUGGAUUAUAAGAAUGGAACGUGGGCUGCUUUUCUCAUAGAGGGCAAGUUUACGGAAUCGAUUCAUAAUUCUACAACAAAGGGCCAUCGAAAGGUUUAUAAGACGCAGGCACCUGUUGCGCAUCCGAUUCAUGUUCAUGGACAUGACUUUGUUCUUCUCGAUUCUGGGACUGAAGAGUUUAAUCCGAAUAACUUUACUCUUCAGCUGGACAACCCUCCUCGUCGGGACGUUGUACUCUUACCGGUCGAUGGCUACAUUAUUAUCGCCUUCCAAAUCAACAACCCUGGUGUUUGGCUAAUGCACUGUCAUAUCGCCUUUCACGCAUCGGGAGGUCUGGCGCUUCAGUUCGUUGAGUCUCCUGAAGUCAUUGGACCUAUGUUUAAAAAGUCUGGCAUCUUGCCUACAUAUUCCGAGACGUGUGCGAACUGGGCUGCGUAUUAUACCAUGUUCAACAAGCACAACAACGCGACUCAGGAUGACUCUGGUAUCUAGACUACCGGGUACAAGACGGAAUAGUAGCAUGUCCGGGGUUCGAUAGGCUAGCAAAAGUGACCCAUGACUUUUGAAGAAUGUCCAUAGGUUUUAGGGUAUCAUUUUAGGCGGGGGGACCUUAGGGUUGAAUGAAGUGCUUGAACUCUACAAAAAAAGGAGCACCUAUUCUAAAGAAUUGAAGUAAUAAAUCGUUUUAAAUAGCGCUUGUCUCGGCUUGAACAGUUAUGACGACAUCUUUGUCAGCCC